Molossus molossus (Pallas's mastiff bat) is the source of this 3693-nucleotide messenger RNA. It is a transcript of the gene SEMA4B, whose product is annotated as semaphorin 4B. The transcript is spliced from 16 exons. Bases 342 to 2792 code for a protein of 816 amino acids. The record is from RefSeq and is a predicted model, not a curated record. NCBI's taxonomy places the organism in Eukaryota, Metazoa, Chordata, Mammalia, Chiroptera, Molossidae. Gene Ontology annotation, molecular function: chemorepellent activity; semaphorin receptor binding. Gene Ontology annotation, biological process: axon guidance; negative regulation of axon extension involved in axon guidance; negative chemotaxis.
CGCUGCGCCAGACCGAGGGUGUUCUCGGGGACACUCCAGGUCCCCAGGGAGGGCGUCAGGCUGGCCUGGAGGAGCCUAGGGACACUGCGGGAAGAGGGGGCGCGCUGCAGAGGUGGCCCUGCCGUGGGCGGUGGUCGAGUGUGGGCAGGACAUUCCGAGAUGCUUUAGAACUGGAAGAGAUUUAGACAUCCCUCUGGUCCUACCCCUCAUCUUCAUAGGAGAAACUGGACCCAGAGGUUAAAUGACUUCCCAAGAUGCCACAGUGAAUUGAGAAGGUCCAGGGGCGGGGCCGCUGCCCGCGAGUCCAGUGGAGCCACCUGAGCCGGAGCGGGGAGGACGCGAUGGCUGGGGGGACCCGGCCGCCGUCGCCGCUGCUGCUGCUGCUGCUCCUGCUGCCGCCGCCUGCGAUUUGGGGGCUCGUCCCCCGGAUCAGCCUGCCGCUGGGCUCUGAAGAGCGACCAUUCCUCAGAUUCCAAACUGAAAACGUCUCCAACUACACGGCCCUUCUGCUGAGCAGGGAUGGGAAGACCCUGUACGUGGGUGCCCGAGAGGCCCUCUUCGCGCUCAACAGCAGCACCAGCUUCCUGCCAGGCGGGAGAUACCAGGAGCUGCUGUGGAGCGCAGAUGCUGAGAGGAAGUACCAGUGCAGCUUUAAGGGCAAGGACCCACAGCGUGACUGUCAAAACUACAUCAAGAUCCUCCUGCCACUCAACAGCAGCCACCUGUUUACCUGCGGCACCGGCGCCUUCAGCCCCCUGUGCACCUACAUUAAUGUGGAGAACUUCACACUGGCCCGGGACCAGGCGGGGAAGGUCCUUCUGGAAGAUGGCAAGGGCCGCUGUCCUUUUGACCCCAAUUUCAAGUCCACAGCCCUAAUGGUUGAUGGUGAGCUCUACACUGGAACAGUCAGCAACUUCCUGGGGAAUGACCCGGCCAUCUCCCGGAGCCAAAGCCGCCGCCCCACCAAGACUGAGAGCUCCCUCAACUGGCUCCAAGACCCAGCUUUUGUGGCCUCGGCCUACAUUCCCGAGAGCCUGGGCAGCUUAGAAGGUGAUGAUGACAAGAUCUACUUCUUCUUCAGCGAGACCGGCCAGGAGUUUGAGUUCUUCGAGAACACUAUCGUGUCCCGCAUUGCCCGCAUCUGCAAGGGCGACGAGGGCGGCGGGCGGAUCCUGCAGCAGCGCUGGACGUCCUUCCUGAAGGCCCAGCUGCUGUGCUUGCGGCCUGACGACAGCUUCCCGUUCAACGUGCUGCAGGACGUCUUCACCCUGAGCCCCAGCCCCCAGGACUGGCGUGACACCCUCUUCUAUGGGGUCUUCACAUCCCAGUGGCACAGAGGGACCACAGAGGGCUCUGCCAUCUGUGUCUUCACCAUGAAGGACGUGCAGAGGGCCUUCAAUGGCCUCUACAAGGAGGUGAACCGUGAGACGCAGCAGUGGUACACCGUGACCUACGAGGUGCCCACACCCCGGCCUGGCGCGUGCAUCACCAACAGCACCCGGGAGAGAAAGAUCAGCUCAUCCCUGCAGCUCCCCGACCGUGUGCUGAACUUCCUGAAGGACCACUUCCUGAUGGAUGGGCAAGUCCGCAGCCACCUGCUGCUGCUGCAGCCACAGGCCCGCUACCAGCGCGUGGCUGUCCACCGUGUCCGUGGCCUACACCACACCUAUGACGUCCUCUUCCUGGGCACCGGGGAUGGCCGGCUGCAUAAGGCGGUGAGUGUAGGCCCCCGAGUGCACAUCAUUGAGGAACUACAGAUCUUCUCGCCAGGACAGCCCGUGCAGAACCUGCUCCUGGACCCCGACAGGGGACUGCUGUAUGCUGCCUCACACUCGGGUGUGGUCCAGGUGCCCGUGGCCAACUGCAGCCUGUACCAGAGCUGUGGGGACUGCCUCCUCGCCCGGGACCCCUACUGUGCUUGGAGCAGCUCCAAGUGCCGUCACAUCAGCCUCUACCACCAUGGGGCGACCUCCAGGUCAUGGAUCCAGGACAUCGAGGGGGCUAACACCAGGGACCUCUGCAACACUUCCAUGGUCAAGCCCCGGGUUGCUGUACCGGCAGGUGAGAAGCCAUGUGAGCAAGUCCAGUUCCAGCCCAAUUCGGUGAACACCUUGACCUGCCCCCUGCUCUCCAACCUGGCGACCCGGCUCUGGCUGCACAACGGGGUCCCUGUCAAUGGCUCGGCCUCCUGCCGGGUGUUGUCCACUGGGGAUCUGCUGCUGGCGGGCAGCCAGCAGGAGCUGGGGGUGUUCCAGUGCUGGUCACUGGAGGAGGACUUCCGGCAGCUGGUGGCCAGCUACUGCCCAAAGGUGGAGGACACAGUGACAGAGCGGAGGGGAAAAGGGUCUGUCAUUAUCAACACAUCUCGGGUGAGUGCGCCAGCCCACGGCAAGGCCAGCUGGAGCGUGGACAAGUCCUACUGGACGGAGUUCCUGGUGAUGAGUGUACUGUUCGUGUUCGUCAUAGUGCUCCUGCUGUUGUUCUUCCUCUACCGGCACCGGGACGGCAUGAAAGUCUUCCUGAAGCAGGGGGAGUGUGCCAGUGUGCACCCCAAGACCCGCCCUGUGGUGCUGCCACCCGAGACCCGACCACUCAAUGGCGUAGGGCCCCCAAGCACCCCUCUCGACCACCGAGGCUACCAGGCCCUGUCGGAUAACUCCCCGGGGACCCAGGUCUUCACCGAGUCAGAGAAGAGGCCGCUCAGCAUCCAUGACAGCUUUGUGGAGGUGUCCCCGGUGUGCCCCCGGCCCCGGGUUCGCCUAGGCUCUGAGAUCCGGGACUCGGUGGUGUGACAGCUGACUUCUAGAGGAAGCCACCCUGGGUUCAUGGGCCAUGAGUGCUCAGAAGGGGCCCACUGGACUCUGCGCCGCGUGCCGCACAGCCCGGUGCCCGGUGCCCAGUGCCCGGCUCCCGGCAGUAGUGGGGCCAGCUGGCCUGCUGCUCCUCAAGUAGUGAGGCCCCUCCAACCAAGACAGCCAUGGCCCCGGAGGUCCCGGCUGAAGAUGGCGCCUGCCUAGGUGGGCAGAGCAGUGCUUCUUAUGUAAGCUGAGCCUUUUGUUUAAAAAAACCAUUGAAAAUGUGAAUUGAGAAUGACAGACAACACAAUGCCACACACACGGCCACUCCAGUUCCCAGCACCCAGCCUCGAGGCCUGUUGGGGGCUUUGGAAACUCAUCCACCGUGGUGGUUGGAGACAGAGUUGGGAAUCUCUCACUAGCUGGUCUCUUCCAGUCUCUGCCUUAUUCCACUGCCACAGGCAGCCCGUCACUGCAGGGCCAGGGGCCAGGCUCCGGCUCCAUGGGUCCUGCCGGCCACCAGCUGGCCAGGUUGUUACAGCCAUCAUCCUGUCACCUCAGGGACCGGAGGGCUCUGCGGCUCUGCAGCCCUCACAAGGCCCUGGGCUCAAGCCUCCUCUGGACCUUUCCGGCCUGUAUCAGGCUGUUGCCACAUGACAGCAGGCAGUGUGAGCUCAGGAGAAUGCAUGAUGAUAUUCACCUUUCCCGCGGAACUCUAGGCGGACGCUGCUGUUGCCUGCCUUCCGCUGUCCAGCCUGAAAACCCGUGUGUCUGUCUCUGCCCCGUCAUCCAUCCCAGCCUUCACCCCCACACUUUACCUGCCUCCGAUCUAAGUGAUAUUGACACUGCCCAGCAAAGGGCCCUGAAUUUGUGUGGGUUUUAUAUUUUUUUAAAUAAG